AUGGACCUUUCAGAACACUAUCCAAGCCAGUCAGCCCUCUUUGAUAGCAAAUUUCUGCUGAGCCAAAGGUAUGGUAUAGGUGGUUUUUUACUUGGAAUUUCAAUCACCGAAAUUGCGAAGAAUGUGGCUUACCGAAUCGGGGUCGACGUUGGUGGUAUCAACACUGAUGCUGCGAUUAUCAACAUCGCAGAUACCACAAGCCCUUCUCGUGGAGUAUAUGCAUCAAGCAAAACUACCACUACCGAGGAUGUGACCACUGGAAUCUAUAUAGUGAUUGAGAAAGUGCCUCCUUUUGCAGAAUUUCCCCCGAUUCUCAAAGAGAUCAUGGGAGGCCCGGUGUUCUAUUUGAAUGGCGAUAAGAAAUCACUUCCAUCAUGGAAAGAAAUGUGGACUCUGCCUCAUCCGACAAUAGGACUGGAAACAGAUGGACGCGAGACUAUGCCUCUUGAUCAUGAUCAAAUAAAAGCGGCGUCAAUCCUCGCCCUGGCGAAACGAACUGCUCGUGCAUUCUGCAGGGCUAAGGUGAAGCUUCGUCUCGACUGUACUUUGUAUCUCACUCAAAAAGAUGGAAAAAUGACCGGUGCCGCUACGGCAGCAGAGCUCCCUGUCAAGACAUUUGCCAGUGGCCCUACGAAUGGCAUGACGGGUGCUGCAUAUUUGGCACAUCUAGAUAGAGGAGCAUCACGCACAAAUCCAGAUACCCAAGUACUCGUAAUCGAUGUGGGUGGCACUACGAGUGACGUUUGUGCGUUGCUUCUCUCUGGGUUUCCUCGACAAGCGCCGAAUUUCGUCGAGGUAGGAGGCGUGUGGACGGCCUUCUCAAUGCCAGAGGUGCUGUCGGUUGGUUUGGGAGGAGGGAGUCGCAUCAAUUUCCAUGAAGAGACAGAUACAUUCAGCGUUGGUCCAGAGUCAGUUGGCCACUAUUUCAUCCAAGAGGCGAUGGUCUUUGGGGGAGACGUGAUGACAGCAACAGACAUUGUGGCUGCGUCUGGAGCAGACAUCGGAGACCGCUCAAAAGUCCAGAAUAUCCCACCACACAUUGUAUCGAAAGCGCGUGCUCAAAUAAAAAAGAUGCUCGAAAGGAUGGUGGAUGUUAUGAACGUUACUGAUUCCUCCGUAACUCUUCUGCUCGUCGGGGGUGCCGUUGCCAAAGUUGCUGGUGAGAUUGACGUUAUAGAAAUCCUAGUGGAUCGAGACGAGAAGACAGUGGUCGAGGCAGCGAAAUGCCAGGCCAUUGAAGCUGCCGUGGCCAGAGGUGCUGACAGAAACGACGCGAAGAGUCGAGACAGGACAUAA
Aspergillus wentii DTO 134E9 is the source of this 1296-nucleotide messenger RNA. RefSeq lists its product as uncharacterized. Gene Ontology annotation, molecular function: 5-oxoprolinase (ATP-hydrolyzing) activity. Gene Ontology annotation, biological process: glutathione metabolic process. The record is from RefSeq and is a predicted model, not a curated record. Gene Ontology annotation, cellular component: cytosol. The coding region runs from base 1 to 1296 and encodes 431 amino acids. The transcript has 5 exons. NCBI's taxonomy places the organism in Eukaryota, Fungi, Ascomycota, Eurotiomycetes, Eurotiales, Aspergillaceae.